UUAUGAACCGAUUAGCAGAGGAAUCCCAGUUGAAUUCUUAAUUUCCCGUCUCAGCCCCUUCAUUGGUAACAUCGGAUUCGCAAUCUUCCUCUCUUCCAAAGUUAGUUUUUUUUUUUAAAAAGGAAAAGAAACUUGUUACUCAUGCAAGGUUCUCAGGUGCCACGUCUCUCCUUUACGUGUCACGUUCUUGCAGCAUGUUGCCCAUCUAUAAUACUAUUUACAACAAACCCGAUCCCAUUACUCAAAGCUUAAUAGGAAGAAGCAACUGAUUCAGCAACAUCUUUGUGGUUUUAGUUUCUUGCUAAAGCUACCUAACAAAGCUUUACCUUGGAGGAUUAAUGGCUGACGUUCGCACACAUGCACACCAGGUUCAAGUGCACCCUCUACGCCAGCACGAAGGAGGCAUCAAAGUGGUUUAUCCCCAGAGCGGGCCUUCUUCCACUCAGGUUCUAGCAGUGGUCGCCGGCGUACCGGUUGGAGGGACGCUGCUAACUCUGGCCGGUUUAACCUUAGCCGGUUCGGUUAUAGGACUAAUACUGGCAUUCCCGCUGUUCCUCAUCUUCAGUCCGGUUAUCGUACCAGCGGCCUUUGUGAUCGGUUUAGCUAUGACAGGAUUCAUGGCGUCAGGGGCAAUAGGGCUCACGGGACUAUCGUCGAUGUCGUGGGUACUGAACCACAUCCGAAGAGUAAGGGAACGUAUACCGGAUGAGCUGGAUGAAGCAAAGCAGCGUUUGGCUGACAUGGCCGAGUACGUGGGGCAGAGGACAAAAGAUGCAGGACAGACCAUAGAAGACAAAGCUCACGAUGUACGAGAGAGCAAGACUUAUGAUGUUCGAGAUAGAGACACAAAGGGUCAUACUGCCUCAGGAGGAGACAGGGACACCAAGACAACUCGCGAGGUCCGAGUGGCGACAACAUGAAGCGUGUGUUUUGUGGUGAAUAAAAAGAGAGUCGCCUGUUGUGGUUCUGGUUUCUUGGUAGAUAGGUGUUGUGUGUUUAAGUUUAAAAUGGUGUUCUGCUCUGUAAGCGUUCUUCGAGUGUUGAGUGUGUUUUGCUUCUAAUAAUAAUGUGGACGUUUUGCUUCUAAGGGUUUUAUGUGUGUUCAU
Molecule: messenger RNA, 1106 nt
Organism: Brassica oleracea var. oleracea
Lineage: Eukaryota; Viridiplantae; Streptophyta; Magnoliopsida; Brassicales; Brassicaceae
Product: oleosin S1-2
Exons: 2
Coding region: 339-920 (193 amino acids)
Biological process (GO): seed oilbody biogenesis; response to freezing; lipid storage
Cellular component (GO): monolayer-surrounded lipid storage body; membrane
Source: RefSeq, a predicted model, not a curated record